UUUGAGCCCGGGCACGUUUCAGCGUAACACCCGCUUUGUUUUCCUCACAACAGUUAGCUUUAGCUGACUAACGUCAGCGUCACAGCAAUAUAUUUAUUAACAUACUAAUAUAACUUUAAAAGAAGUAAGAAUGAAACCUGCUGUGGAUGAGAUGUUCCCGGAAGGAGCUGGGCCGUAUGUGGAUCUAGACGAGGCAGGUGGCAGCAGCGGCCUUUUAAUGGACCUGGCAGCCAAUGAGAAGGCAGUUCACUUGGACUUCUUCAAUGACUUCGAAGACCUUUUUGACGACGAUGACCUGCAGUGACCCCCCCAUCCUCCAAACACACACGCACACCUGCAUGCGUCUGUGAAUGAUGUACAUAUUAUAAAACAUGUCACUCACAAAUAAAAGCUUUAUUUUAAUGUGAAAAGAA
Doryrhamphus excisus (bluestripe pipefish) is the source of this 413-nucleotide messenger RNA. It is a transcript of the gene cops9, whose product is annotated as COP9 signalosome subunit 9. The record is from RefSeq and is a predicted model, not a curated record. Lineage: Eukaryota; Metazoa; Chordata; Actinopteri; Syngnathiformes; Syngnathidae.